AUGGGGUGCUCGGGCGAUCGUGAAAAAGGCAAUGCUGUUACUAUGGAGGAGCAAUGGGACUACGUGAACCUCAACGAUUUCAAGUCCGACUCGUGCUGGGCAGGCUUCUCGUACUUCUUCCUCUGGGUGUUCCUCAUUGUCUCAUUCGCUGUCUAUGGUGUCGACACGUUCACUGCAGUCAACUUGCUGGCUUUCUCUCGUUGGUCCGGCCGUGUGGAACCCGCCAUCCCUUUUAGAAUCUCUCGAUGGAUUUUUGCCGCUUGCAUUCUCACCUCGUUCGCCCUCCUUAUUUACCGAUGGAUUCUCGCUAUUCGGGCCAUCCGUUCCGGCAGUAUCACUCGGAGCUAUCUGGACCCUCUGGCGGUGCGCGUGCAGAGUUUCCGGGUAUUCACCAAGGAGGGUAACGGAUGGAAACGGUUCCUUGUUUUCGCGGAAUUGACAAAGAGUAAAAAGGGCGCCGAAUAUGUGGCUCUGUACACAUACUUCUCCUUCCAAUUCUGGAUGAACACCAUCUUUGCGGAUGGUCCCCGUCAGGUUAUCAAUGCCAUCACUCUCUACUCUGUGAUGAAGCUAGACCUGCUCCCAGGCGGUGCAAACACAACAUCGGACAAUGAUACCUCACCGAUCUUGCAGUUCUUUAAUAACGUCAAAAUUCUCGCCGAAGAGAACAACCUGCAGGCCGUGGUCUUGUUCGGUAUGCUUUUCACCUUGAUCAUCUGGGUUCUUUCUGUUUUGAAGCUUGCAUCAGCUGUUAUUCUCUACUUGGUCUUCCUCUUCCACCAUAUUCCAGAGGAAGACGGGACACUCAAGGCAUACUGCCGCCGCAAAAUUAGCACCCGACUCAAGCGCAUCGUACAGCGUAAGGUCAACAAAGCAUUGGCCAAAGGCUUCCAGUUACAAGAUCGCGCUCCAACUCAACCGACCUUCGCAAGCCGAGAUACAAAACCAACAUUGCCUGACUUGAAGAAGGGCCCUAUCGUGACAACUUUGUCACGAAGCACCACCGAGACCACCUUGCCACCCUAUACCAGGACGAACUCCAAUGCCACGGAGACGAAUCCAACUCUGCCUAAUCUCGAGUUCGAUAGCAAGCCACCGCUCACUCGAACGGCAACCCAGUCAUCCGCAAUGUCCGAGUCUGCUUCCCUCACUGGCAACGCCGCUGGGAUGGGAUACAGUCCUCUUGACCGUCAAGCUUCCCCGCUUCCACCUGUACCACCUCUACCCACCUACGUGCCUCCUGCGAGAACAGGUACAGCGAUGUCACGAUCGACGCUUGGCCCUGCAUCUGGCCCGACAUCAUUGAAUAAUGACUCUUCGCGUGGUACCCCUGUAUCUGGAUAUCGCAACCUGACUGACUCGGAAGCGCAACCGUAUCGCACAUUCACACCCGCGAAUGACCCCUACGCCCGUUCAGGCACGCCAGGAGACCCUGUCUCUACUCACCGCGGACCCUCGCAUACACCUGCUGCCAACCCCUAUGCACGACCAAAUAUGCCCGCAGCUCCUCCCGCUGAUGAUUAUUUCGGCCGUUCCCAUACACGUGCCACUGAUCCGUAUGCCCAGUCGGACAUACCUGAACCGCCUAUCAUUGAUUAUGGUCGCUCCCACACACCUCUUGCCGAGGCUUAUGACCAAUACAACACCCAUGGCGCUCCCGUUACUGGCAGCAGUUACUACGACCGCUCACAUAGUCCCGAUCUUGAUCCCUACUCAAGGUCUCACACGCCUGGCGCUGCUGUCGUCGAUGAAUACUACGACCACGAACAUGCAGCUGCUGCCGAUUCCUACGGCCGAUCAAAAACACCCGAUGGGUUUUAUGGACACUCUGAUGCUCCUACUCAAUACAAUCCUCAUAGCGUCCAGGACAACAUCUAUGGUGCGGAGAUUGCCCAAGGUAUUGACACAUAUGAUCACGGCCAUGAUCAGUACAGAGAGCAGCCCGGGGCCCACGCCAAGCAGUCCUCUUCCCAGCCUGCAAAACCGCCUCAAGACGGAUAUAGGUCCUACACUCCUGCCAGUACUGGAACGCAACCACCGCCAAUUGGCCCUCCUGGGCAGUCUUUUACACCAGUCAGCUAUGGCGGCACACCUGUUCCGCAACCCGGCGCUCAAGUGCAGCCAUCUCCGAGGACAUUCGCCACUAUGAGCCCGGAAAGCCCAGUUGGGUCGCAGAACAGCGGCUACGCAGCAUUUAACCCCCGAAUGGUCCCCCGGACACCACAGCCUCGCAUGCAGAGACCGGCUCCACCAAAUGGCUAUCAGCCCUUCAACCGUGCAAACACUGCCUCGCCGUCCACCAUGCAUCGAAAUGGCCCACCAGCAGGACAUUCAUUCAAUCGUGCGAACACCCACCAAUACUAA
Penicillium maclennaniae is the source of this 2364-nucleotide messenger RNA. RefSeq lists its product as uncharacterized. NCBI's taxonomy places the organism in Eukaryota, Fungi, Ascomycota, Eurotiomycetes, Eurotiales, Aspergillaceae. Gene Ontology annotation, molecular function: potassium ion transmembrane transporter activity. The record is from RefSeq and is a predicted model, not a curated record. Gene Ontology annotation, cellular component: plasma membrane. Gene Ontology annotation, biological process: potassium ion transmembrane transport. The coding region runs from base 1 to 2364 and encodes 787 amino acids. The transcript has 2 exons.